GUCUUUGGGAUACCAGACUUGAACAAAAUGGCGGAGUCCGUGAAUCCAGAAUCAACGCAGAAAACAACAUUUGGGUUUAAAAAAAGAGGCCGUCUAGCUCAGUCUAGGAAAAGGAAGACGAGUGACAGUGAUGAAGGUAGUGGUGAAGAUAAUGCCAGUGCGGUGGUGAGAAAGGAGAGACGAUCUGAACUGCUGAGUAACCCACUCAAACAAAAGACCAAAAAACUUCAAGAGCGACAGAAAGUUGACUACGAUAGCGGAAGUGACAACGAGAAAUCAACGGAGAAGGACUUCAGGGUUUCAUAUCAAUCAACCAGAUCAGCAAAACCAGAAGGUCCAGAUGACAGGGGAGCUACAGCGACUGUUAACAUCGAUACCGAUAACGCUCUAGAUGCUCAGGCAAUCUUUGAAAAGAGAAAAGAAAUAAACAAGGAUCUUAAAGAUAAAGAGGAUGACAAGAUCUACAGAGGCAUCAACAAUUAUCAUACUUACAUUGAGAAGAGAGACACAGCUCAAGGAAAUGCAUCUAGCGGUCAUGUCAGGAAGGGUCCCAUGAGAGCUCCAGCUAAUCUAAGGGCCACAACGAGAUGGGACUACGCCCCAGAUAUCUGUAAAGACUACAAAGAAACGGGGUUCUGUGGGUUUGGAGACAGCUGCAAGUUUAUGCACGACCGAUCAGACUACAAGUUUGGAUGGCAGCUGGAAAGAGAAUGGGAAGGUGGCAAAUUCAACCAAGAUGAAGAUAUGAGCAAGUAUGAAAUCCACAGUGAUGAUGACGAUGCGCUCCCUUUUAAAUGUUUCAUCUGCAGGAAGUCAUUUGAGAAUCCAGUAGUUACAAAAUGCAAACAUUACUUCUGUGAGAAGUGCGCCCUAAAGCACUACAAGAAGAGCAAGAGAUGUUUUGUGUGUAGUCAACAAACAAACGGACUCUUCAAUGUUGCAAGAGAUCUGAUUGCAAAGAUGGAGAAGAUUAAGAAUAAAGGAAAUGCCAGCCCGGACGAAGAAGCUCCUUCAGACUCCGAUGACGAGGGAUGAACUUAAUGACUUAAAGAUUUCUCAUCGAUCAAGGAUUCAGGGACGAGAAAUUUCAGACUUUUAUCUGAAUUUAAACUUUUCAAGUCGGCCUGGUCAAGAGAAGCAGCCAUUACUUUUUUUCCACAUAUUUAUAAAGAAAUCUUGCUUUUUUAUCUGCUUCUUUUAUGCUGAGGAUGCCAUUUCUAAAAGAUCCUGGAUCCUGGUGUCUACGAGACUAGGGAUUAAAAGAUAGUAGAACAAAAACCAUCAAUUCAAAAUUUGUUUUAAAGGCAGUGGACACUAUUGGUAAUAACUCAAAAUAAUUAUUAGCAUAAAACCUUUCUU
This is a messenger RNA of Asterias rubens (European starfish), 1359 nucleotides long. Its product is annotated as E3 ubiquitin-protein ligase RNF113A-like. Gene Ontology annotation, molecular function: metal ion binding. Gene Ontology annotation, cellular component: U2-type spliceosomal complex. The record is from RefSeq and is a predicted model, not a curated record. Lineage: Eukaryota; Metazoa; Echinodermata; Asteroidea; Forcipulatida; Asteriidae. The transcript has 9 exons. The coding region runs from base 28 to 1035 and encodes 335 amino acids. Gene Ontology annotation, biological process: snoRNA splicing.